Cladocopium goreaui is the source of this 188-nucleotide messenger RNA. Lineage: Eukaryota; Dinophyceae; Suessiales; Symbiodiniaceae. The record is from the annotation of a GenBank genome assembly.
GAGCGUUCGCCUGGACUACUCCACGGCAGCCCAGGGCUUUGACAUCACUCGACAGAUGUUGGAGGCGCGGAUCCCCACCUUGACCGAGGAACAAAGGCUGGGCACUGGUCGCGACGACCGGCCCGGGCAAGCGAACACUUUGAUCUUUGCCAUCAAACUGAGCCGCCCGGUGGAGCACUGGGCACCGC